Messenger RNA from Solanum dulcamara, 3018 nucleotides. RefSeq lists its product as uncharacterized. Lineage: Eukaryota; Viridiplantae; Streptophyta; Magnoliopsida; Solanales; Solanaceae. The transcript has 14 exons. Gene Ontology annotation, cellular component: membrane. Bases 325 to 2535 code for a protein of 736 amino acids. The record is from RefSeq and is a predicted model, not a curated record.
UGUGAAUCUACAAAACACUCAAAACCAAAUCCAACAGCUGCCAAAAGGUUGUUCAAGAAGACGCGCACGUCACACCGCGCUCACAUUAGAAAAACUUAAAAUCAAACGUAAAGAAAAGUCAAUUGGCGCACGUUAGAUAGUACCGCUUUACUUCUUCACCAAAUUAGAAAUCGCCGACGAUCGGAAGGAGGAAUAUAGAAAUUCGUGCUCGCCGUCACCGAUCACUUCCUUCUGAUCUUCUCCGAUCAGUUUUUCGACCAAUUCAUAUCAAUUCCGAUUUCAUAUAUAGAAUUUGUAUAAGAAAAACGAAAGAAAGAAAAGAAAAUGUGGGUAUUUUAUCUGAUCUCGUUGCCUUUAACCCUAGGCAUGGUGAUUUGGACUCUAAAGUACUUUUCUGGUCCAGAAGUUCCUCGUUACGUGUUCUUCACAGUUGGUUAUACCUGGUUUUGCUCUAUCUCCAUUAUUAUCCUUGUGCCUGCCGAUAUUUGGACGACAAUAGUUGGGCAUGGUAAUGGAGGCAUAUCAUUCUUUUGGAGCUGGUCAUACUGGAGUACCUUCCUACUCACAUGGCUUGUGGUUCCCCUCAUUCAAGGUUUUGAAGAUGCUGGAGACUUUACGCUUCUAGAGCGAUUGAAGACUAGCAUACAUGCCAACUUGGUCUUCUAUGCCAUCUUGGGGGUUGUAGGUCUUCUUGGACUUAUUCUCCUCAUUACUAUGCGGAAAAGUUGGGAUGGUAAUGCACUGGGUUUUGCCAUGGCAUGCUCAAAUACUUUUGGACUUGUGACUGGUGCUUUUCUUCUAGGUUUUGGUAUGAGUGAAAUUCCAAAGAGCAUGUGGAAAAAUGCAGAUUGGACUACUCGUCAGAAGGUGCUUUCUCAUAAAAUUGCGAAAAUGGCUGUGAAGCUUGAUGAUGCCCAUCAAGAAUUAUCAAAUGCUAUUGUGGUUGCUCAGGCUACAUCGAAGCAGAUGUCCAAGCGUGAUCCUUUGAGGCGUUAUAUGGAUGUUAUUGAUAAUAUGUUAGUUCAAAUGUUCAGGGAGGAUCCAUCUUUCAAACCGCAAGGGGGUCAAUUGGGAGAAGAUGACAUGGAUUAUGAUACAGAUGAUAAAUCAAUGGCAAAGCUUAGGCGUAAUCUUCGUAUAGCUCGAGAGGAGUACUAUAGAUACAAAAGUGAGUAUUUGACAUGUGUAACAGAGGCUCUUGAACUGGAAGAUACUAUAAAGAAUUAUGAGCAGCGCAAUGCAACUGGUUGGAAAUUUGUUUCAACCUUGAGAUCUGAAAGGGCUGGAACGUUGGGUUCCUUCUUUGAUACAACAGAAUUAAUCUGGCGAUGUGUCCUGCGGAAGCAAUUGGAGAAGGCCUCAGCUGUAAUUCUUGGUUGUAUGUCUGCUGCUAUUCUAUUAGCAGAAGCAACUCUAUUGCCAAGGGGAGUUGAUUUGUCUCUAUUUUCCAUUCUUAUAAAGUCUGUUGGAGAUCAAGAGGUUCUUGUUCAGGUGUUUGCUUUUCUGCCACUUAUGUAUAUGUGUGUCUGCACUUACUAUUCGCUGUUCAAAGCUGGAAUGUAUAUGUUUUACUCAUUGACACCGAGACAAACAAGUUCCGUGAGUUUGUUGAUGAUCUGCUCGAUGAUUGCUCGUUAUGCACCUCCAAUUUCGUAUAAUUUCCUUAACCUUAUCAGUCUAGGCCAAAACAAGAAAACCAUUUUUGAGAAGCGAAUGGGAACUGUUGACAAGGCUGUUCCUUUUUUUGGUCAAGGAUUCAACAAAAUUUAUCCACUUAUUAUGGUUGUAUAUACGUUGCUAGUUGCAAGCAGUUUCUUUGAUCGGAUAAUCAGAUUUUUUGGGAACUGGAAGGUAUUUAGAUUCCAGUCAGAGAUAGAUGAUAUGGAUGGUUUUGAUCCAUCAGGGUUACUGAUCUUGCAGAAAGAACGAAGCUGGCUUGAACAAGGACGCAAACUUGGUGAACAUGUUUUGCCAUUGGCAAGGAAUUUCAACAAUAUGACAGUGGAUCUGGAGUCUGAUGGCAAUACCAUACAUACAAGUGGUUUUGAAUCAAAGGCAUUCAUGGAAUCAAGCAAGGACCGAGGGAGUUCUUCAAAACCUUUGAAAGAUGAGGCCCGUAGGUAUUCAGGGAGCAAGGAAGCCAUUAGCAGCAAAUAUGCCUUGAGGGAACAGGGCAAGCUACCGUCUCAUGUGAAGCCAAUGGACGAGGAUAUAGGCUCUACUAAGGUCUCUUUACUUGAUUCUGCCAGCUCUCAAUCUGGCGGCACAGUAGCAGCUCCAUCAGGUUUGGCUGGAAGAUGGGCAUCAAUGAAAGCAGGUUUCCAGAAUUUCAAAACAAACAUUGAAGCAAAAAGGUUAAUUCCACUACGCCAAGUUGGUGAAUUUAUUCCUUUACGUCAAACUCAGGAUACAAACGUUUCUUGUGCCUCCUCAUCCGAAUCUCUAGAUGAGAUAUUCCAGAAAUUAAAACGGCCUGCUUUGGAGAGUGAAAAUUACGGUGAUGAUGAAGAUGAUGAGAGAAGGCCCAGGAGGUGAUACUGUAAAUUGCUUUCUAUUAGAUGGAGUAUACUUGUCGAUAACUGUAGAAAUCAGGAAGAAAAGAGCCAAGAAGGUGUACAGGUCUCCAAAAAACUAUCAGCUGCUUACUCAUUCUUUACAGCUGACCUUCGAUUGUAGUUGAAGGGCUGUGUAUGAAAAGAUAAGAGCCAAGCAACUGGUCAGGAAUUGAUUCCAAGAUCUUCCAGCGGCUAAUGGCAGAAGUGUAGGUCGUAGGAAAGCUUGAAAUACAAAUUCAAUCCACAUUGAUGAAAAGAAAUCCUGUAGGUCAGUGAAUUCAGUUUGUAUAAUUUGAUUCUUGUAUAAUUCAUGUACUGCUAAAUUUUGAGGGUUUGUGUCUUUAGAGGGGGGGGGGGGGGGUCGAUUACAUAAUCCAUCAGAAUGAUUAUAUAAAAUUUUGGUAUGUCACAUUGAUUAUUGACAGAAAAGGUAAGAUAUAAAAAUCCAUGGAUACUUGCUUAA